AUGGCUGAGGAGGAGGCGGCCGAGGUGCCGCCAGAGCCCGUGCCUCCUUUGACAGAAGAGGAGCUGGAAGCACGAGCCGCAAUCUUUGAAGAACUCUUCAAGGAUCAUCCAGCUUUGGAGGUCAAGCAAAAGUCCAUGGCCGAACGGAAAGAGAAGGAGGCGCCACCGCCUCGUGAGGAAGGCGAGGAUGCGCCAGAGGUGGUCGAGGCGCCUGAACCCAACAUCGCCCUUGCCUAUAGCGAGCUGAGCUUCUCCGUGAUGGAUCGCUUCGUGAACCUCGUGAAGGAGAAGUGCGGACCCCUUUUCCCGAAUCGAGGUGUCUUUCUGGAUUUGGGUAGUGGCGCCGGCAAGAACUGCUUGGCAGCAGCACUGCUCCAUCCCUUCCAGAAGAUCAUCGGCGUCGAAACGCUUCAGAGCCUCAACGACGUCGAGGCCGCCGUGCAGGCAAAGUUUGCAGAGGUCGAACUUCCAGAAGGCAUGACCAAGCCGGAGCUGAGCUUUGUGAAGGGUGACUUCGUGGCAGAGUUCGACUCGGUCUUGGAGGCAAUUGUCCCGGAGGUAACGUUCGCGGUGGUGGUUGCCACAACCUUCGGAGACCCGGAAAUGCAAGCGGUGGCGAAGCUGGCUCAGAAGAUGCCCGAAGGCGCUUGCCUCAUGACAGUCACUCAGAAGCUGGAGGACUCGCUGGUCGUGGACGUGAACCGCGAGCCGCGGAAACGUCGGGCCUUGGCCACCCGAAAGGCCCUGGCCCAGCGGGGCGUCGAGCCGAAAGGCAUUGAGAUUGAGCUCGAAGCUGCGGAGAACGAUCCGAACGGCUGGAGGUUGAAGCACUCGGACUCUUUGGAGCUGGAAUGGGGCACCACCUCAUGUUAUCUCUACAAGAAGUACAUGUAUCCGUUCUGCGAUGUCGGGGACAUUUGCAUGGCCACGCCACUUCCGGAGAUAGAGGACCAGACUGUGGCUCCAGCUUACUUCGUUGGACCCGCAAAAGUCAGGUACAUGGAUGACUUGGCCGAGAAGGAGGUUGAAGUCAGCAAAGUCUCCCCCUUCUGCGAGGAGAGCCGGAAGAAAGCAGUCAAGCUGUACGUUCAGAUGCUGGGCAGAAUAACAGGUUUGGCAUCGCGACGAACAGUGGCAGAUCGGAAGGUGGAGGCAGAGAAAGCCAAGGCUGAGAAGCUCACCGGGAAGGGCAUUGUCCCGCCGCACCUGAGCUGCGCACGUGCUGCAAUUGACGUAUCUCCACGGGAGGCUGCGCAAACCGAUGACCUCGCGGCGCAGGCAUUGGCAACAGUGAGGCAAGAGGUUGAGACCUUUGCGGCCGACGGUAAGCUGUCCUACAAGCUGGACGAGGAUUCUCCUACGCUUUCACUGCUAUCACAUCUGAUGUCUGCAUACGGCCUGCCGGAAGACGAGAAGGUCAACGCCUUCGCUGGAGAGCAGUGGAUCGCAGCCUGUGAGGAACUCGAUCCUGAUGCGACAGGCGCAAUCGCGGAAGACCAGCUUGUGCCAGUGUGGCAGAAGGCCCCUUGGUAA
Molecule: messenger RNA, 1533 nt
Organism: Symbiodinium sp. CCMP2592
Lineage: Eukaryota; Dinophyceae; Suessiales; Symbiodiniaceae
Source: the annotation of a GenBank genome assembly